GGGGGUUUAAGGCAGCAAUUUCUGGAUAACGUCCUGCCCAGAGAGAGAGCGCGCAGGCAGGGAGGGGCUCAUAACAUUGUUUUUCGGGAGGAUUGCGUACUCCAUUUGUCUCGCAGCAACCGGAUCAGCUAUGGCGUCUCAUUGCUGCUGCCCCAGGCAGGUAGUCUCAAACUCCGUCACCUCCCAAUCCUCGCUUUUUUCGCCCUUAAACCACCGUCGUAUUGCUCCCCCAGCUGCGAGGACCCAUCUGUUGUCGUCGCUUCGGAAUCAGGGGUUGAGUACCGUUUCUCUGACGGGGUUGAGGGUUGAGGGAAAGGCCUCGGAGGCGAGAAGAUGGAGCACUCGCGCCAGUGCGGCGGGGAUGGGAGCAGGCGCGGGCGGCGGCGAAGCGAUGGGAGAGAACGAGAGCCCGUAUCUAAUACUGGGUGUGAGCGCAUUGGAGAAAUUCGAGGUAAUUAAGGCUGCCUAUGGAAGGAGGCGCAAGGAUGCGGAGAAGAGAGGGGAUGAUGCGACCGUAGAGCGGUUGGAUAAGGCCUAUGACAGGAUCAUGAUGAUGCAGCUGUCGAACCGGAGGAAGGGGAUUUCGUUUGGUGGAGUUGGAGUCUCCAAGGAAAUCAAGUAUGCGGACAAGCGGUCGUGGUUUCCAUGGGGGCCCAAGAAGGCGGUCGUGGAAAAGAACGACAUGCUGAUCAAUCUGGGUAUUGCAGUCCUCCUCACGGCGUGGUGUGCGGUGCUCGGAGGGCAGACCGACUGGAAGCCCCUCCAGUUCAUGAUAUUUGGCUACAUUUUCCGCAUCUUUACCAAAUUGGGAGAGUUUGAUGCGCCGGCUCCAAGCUCCUUUGUAAGCGAGGACGAGGAGGGAGAGGAAGGUGGCGCUGCACCGGAAGACACCGGCCGGAGGCUCAGAAAUGGGAAGCGGUUGCUUCGAACUCUAGGGUUAGUCUUCAGUUGCGUUGCCUUCGCGUCUCUUGCGUACACGGGGACCUUGAAUGCAUACGAGUAUUUUCUUCAGUAUGUUCCAAGGGUUUUGAUGGGAGCCCAGGAGCUUUUUGUCACCGGAGUCACUGCAGUUGGCCUCUUCAUCAUGGCCUCCUUCUACCGAUGACCAAGGGGGCUGUAAAACAAUCAGAUAUGACUUUGUAUCAGGACAGGAUACUUACGGAAGAGUUUUAGGAGAUAGCAAAAUGAACUGCAACGAGAAUUUUGUCGAAUUUCUAUUAAUAAUAAAAAAAGGGUUUAGGGUUUAGGUUGCGGAGAUUGAAAGAGCUUCUGAGGUACCUGUUAGGUAGGGAUCCUGUAAUCUGUAAGUAAUACUGGCCUUUGAGGAUUGAUGCGGUAUAAGCUACACAGAUUCAUGGUAGUUUUGAAUUGUGGAUAUUGUGACGUGAACUACCAUGUUGA
Physcomitrium patens is the source of this 1401-nucleotide messenger RNA. RefSeq names its product protein CHLOROPLAST J-LIKE DOMAIN 1, chloroplastic. Gene Ontology annotation, cellular component: chloroplast membrane. NCBI's taxonomy places the organism in Eukaryota, Viridiplantae, Streptophyta, Bryopsida, Funariales, Funariaceae. The record is from RefSeq and is a predicted model, not a curated record.